Rhinolophus ferrumequinum (greater horseshoe bat) is the source of this 3367-nucleotide messenger RNA. It is a transcript of the gene CCR6, whose product is annotated as C-C motif chemokine receptor 6. The transcript is spliced from 5 exons. Gene Ontology annotation, biological process: positive regulation of dendritic cell chemotaxis; chemotaxis; immune response. Bases 603 to 1727 code for a protein of 374 amino acids. Gene Ontology annotation, cellular component: membrane. Gene Ontology annotation, molecular function: C-C chemokine receptor activity. Lineage: Eukaryota; Metazoa; Chordata; Mammalia; Chiroptera; Rhinolophidae. The record is from RefSeq and is a predicted model, not a curated record.
CACAUGCCUGAGAGCGCACAGACGUCCCCAGGCAGCGUCCUGCAGGCGGCCCAGGGUCUCACUGUUUUGAUCGCUAAGCGACCACUGCGUCUCCACUGCCAAAGAGGCCUGAAGAUUUAUGAAAUCUGAACUUUUAAGAGAAAACGCAGGUGCCUGCUCCUCUGUGGGACAAAAAACACCUUGUCUCUUGAGACGGGACCUGUGACAUGGAGCGGUCGGUGACCUGCCUGUGAGAACACAGCUUUUAUGGUGAAUCCACGUUCAGGGGCUCCGAGGAGGCAUCACUAGCAAGAACUCAGUGGAGACUCAGUCAAUACGCUGAGCCACGCGUUCUGGAACACUUAGGAGUAGCAGAUCUUCCCGCUCAACUUGCCAAGCAUCCGUGCUGACAAGAGAGAACCAGAAAUUCCACCUUGUUGACAGAACCCCACUGGUGGUGUGGGCACUUGGCGGCAGCAGCAGUGAGCAGAGCGUAAGGGGACAGAUCUCAGUGGAUCACAGACUAAGAUUCGCCUUUGUCCUGUGACCUCUGCUGGUGACCCGGGGGCUUGAAGUCCCUUCCCUUCUACACCAGGCACGGAUUUCUGCCCAGGUCAAGUGUCAUGAUGAAUGUGGAACCAGAGAAUUCCACCAGCCCCAACUAUUUUACUGACUAUGACCUUGACUUGAGCAGUAGUGUGGAUUAUUCUAUGGACGCCUUAGUAUGCAGUUUGCAGGAGAUCAGGGACUUCUCCAGGCUGUUUUUGCCCAUUGCAUACUCCCUGAUCUGUGUCUUUGGCCUCCUGGGCAAUACUCUGGUGGUGAUCACCUUCGCUUUCUAUAAGAAAGCCAAGUCUAUGACUGACGUGUACCUGCUGAACAUGGCCGUGGCAGACAUCCUGUUUGUCCUGACACUUCCCUUCUGGGGAUUCCAGCACGCCACCGGGCAGUGGAUAUUCAGCAACAUCACAUGCAAAUUGAUGAAAGGCGUCUAUGCCAUCAACUUCCACUGUGGGAUGCUGCUGCUGGCCUGCGUGAGCGUGGACCGUUACAUUGCCAUCGUGCAGGCCACCAAGUCCUUCCGCCUGCGGUCCAGGACUUUAGCGCACCACCGGGCCAUCUGCCUGGUGGUGUGGGCUGUGUCCAUCCUGAUCUCCAGCCCUACGUUCACCUUCAGCCAGAAGUACAACAUGCAGGGCAGAGACGUCUGCGAGCCCAGGUACAACCCAGACUCGGAGCCCGUCCACUGGAAGCUGCUGGUGCUGGGGCUGCAGCUAUUCUUCGGGUUCUUUGUCCCACUGGUGUUCAUGAUGUUUUGCUACCUGUUUAUCGUCAAAACCUUAGUGCAUGCCCAGAACUCUAAACGGCACAGAGCCAUCCGUGUGAUCAUAGCGGUGGUACUUGUGUUCUUGGCUUGUCAGAUCCCUCACAAUGUGGUGCUGCUGGUGACUGCUGCCAAAUUGGGCAAAGUGAACCGAUCCUGCAACAGCGAGAAGCUGAUGCGCUACACCGAGAACUUGACCGAGGUCUUGGCCUUCCUGCAUUGCUGUCUCAACCCUGUGCUGUAUGCAUUUAUUGGCCAGAAGUUCAGAAACUACUUUCUGAAGAUCAUGAAGGACCUGUGGUGUGUGAGAAGGACGCAGAAGGCCACGGGCUUCUCCUGCUCCAGGCUGUACUCAGAAACCUUCAUCACUAGGCCGAACAGCGAGACAGUGGACAAUGACAAUGCAUCCUCCUUCACUAUGUGAUGUGACCUGGGGCGUGCUGUGGACAUGCCAGCGGAUGUGAUGCAGACAGGCACACAAGGUGGAAACUCAGCUAAAGCCCCGAGUGCCCACGGGACUGGACUACACUGCUGCCAGGCUGCGGGGGUUGGGCAGCCUGUGAGAGGCAGCGUCUCCCAAAUUUCCUUCACCAGAAACACUCGGGGACUCUGUAGCCUCUUACAGUUGGCAGUCCCCAAAAUAACCUUUGGGAAAGGCUGAAUUAAAGGGAAUUGUUUACAAACACAAACAUUUUCAGAAAUAGUCAUAAAGCAAUCGCAGACGCCAAUUUCUUGUGAUCACAGCAGAAAGUCACAUGGGUUGAAAAACCAACCAACCAACCAACCAACCAACCAACCAACCAAAUGAAAGCCCUUGUACAACUCAUGUUAGGCAAAAGUACACAUUUUAUCCAUCAAGAUGUUUACUGUUGCUACUUACAAGCAGCUCACGGGCUGCCUCAAGUUGUAGCUCAUCCCCUCUGAUGUACUCGACAAGCAUGAGAUUGCAAAAAGGCAGCAGAAAAACAAGCUUAGGAGAGAAUAAGCUGGAAAUAAUGUGCGAAAAGACAGAAAAGGUAACUAGAUAAGUAUUAGGGACAGUUGUCACAUGGAUAAGGCCCUUCGGGCUGUGACAGGCCAUCGGGAAAGUGGAGUGUGAUGUGUCUCUCGGCAAUGGGUAAUUCUCUAAAACCCCGUCAGACUGAGAGAUCUAGGAGGACAGGCUGCCAACAGCACACGUCCAGCACACAGACGGGCUCAAUUAUCUGUUCAGCAAAUCGUAGUGAAAUCGGAGUUUAAGGUGCAGCUUAAAAAUGAGGUCUUUACAAUUUUUUAAAAAUGGAACAUUAUUUCUUUUAAAAAAAGAACAAGGACACUUUACUGAGAAAAUAUAGCAAGAGUUUCUGUCCCACGUCCCCGGCAGAGUAGCAGGUGUGAGGCUGGAUGCUUGGCAGGGCCUGCGGCUGGCUCACAGAGCCAGAACCCUGCUGGCUUCUGCUGUGGAUUUUCAAGUGGUUUUACCCGCAGCCUGAGGGGAAUCAGGAUUCAGAUUUCAACAAUUCUCUUCAACUUCAUAGAACUCAUGUUUGGAAGUGGUGUGUAAGUAGAUGAACAUUUAAGUAAGAAAAUAUGAGUGUGUAUUACAAAAAGACAGAUAUGCACUAGGGAAAUACUGACCUGAACUGCAGACAGACUGUCGUGUUUAAUACUGACAGACGUGCUCUUCGAAACUUUCUCUUGUUCUCGUAAGCUUUAAGUAAGCCUCUACAUGAAAUCCAAAGUGAUCCCUUAGCGUUCCAAGUCUGUGAGUGUCAAACAUGGUUUUGGCUUUGCAAACUCAAACUAUGUGAAGUAGGAACUGCCUUCCAGCUUCAGUGUUCUGUCUGGGGGACUGGUGUCUGGGGAGCUCACAUCCUUCAAACCUGCCAGUGGUUGACUCCAAGAAUCAAGCACAGGAGAUGUUACUCAGAUGCUCCCUUUGUUGUGACCGAUGGACGGAUACAGUGACGUUUCUAUCCUGCACAGAAGCGCUUGCUUACUUGGCAUCACUAGGAAAUAAGCUCUUCUGCAUAAUUUAAAUCUUCAGAUAAUUGAAGCUUACUCUUCGCAAUAGCCCUUUUCAAG